Molecule: messenger RNA, 1962 nt
Organism: Aspergillus versicolor CBS 583.65
Lineage: Eukaryota; Fungi; Ascomycota; Eurotiomycetes; Eurotiales; Aspergillaceae
Product: Sec1 family protein
Exons: 4
Coding region: 1-1962 (653 amino acids)
Biological process (GO): vesicle-mediated transport; intracellular protein transport
Cellular component (GO): fungal-type vacuole; CORVET complex
Source: RefSeq, a predicted model, not a curated record
AUGGCGCCGUUUCCUGGGUCUGAUGCCGACUAUUUUAAAGACAAGGCCCGCAGGGACCUGCUAAAUCUCCUCGAAGGCGUUCGCGGAAAGAAGAAUUUGGUCAUUAGCCAGGGCCUUGCUGGGCCUGUUGGCCUCUUUGUCAAGUUUUCGCAGCUUCAGGAGUACGGCGUAGAUCGUGUGUUCCUGCUUGAGAAUGGAAAUGUCGACUCCUCCCUGCGCAAUGUCGUAUUUCUAGCUUAUGCCGAAAAGAUCCGCCAGGUGCGGGCUGUGGCAGAGCAGAUCCAGCGGCUGCAACGCGACAGCAGUAUAGACCAUGAAUUCUCCAUAUUUUGGGUUCCAAGACGGACCCUUGUAAGCAAUAACAUCCUCGAAAGUACAGGAAUAAUCGGAGAUGUGAACAUUGCCGAGCUGCCUCUUUACUUUUUCACCUUGGAGCAGGAUGUGCUUUCCCUGGAAUUGGAGGACGCUUUCUCUGACUUGUACUUGCACAAAGAUCCUGGGUGUGUUUUCCAUUCGGCGAAGGCACUCAUGGAUAUUCAACAGAGGCAUGGUUAUUUCCCUCGGAUAGUAGGAAAGGGGGACCAUGCUCGACGGCUUGCCGAUCUUUUGCUGCGGAUGAGAAAAGAGCUUGAUACAGAAGAGAGUUCCGGUCUAACAGGACUCUCUCCCCGAGGCCUCCUGCCAAGUGCAGAAAUCGAGAGUUUGGUCGUCAUUGACCGAGAGGUGGACUUUGCGACACCUCUUCUCACCCAGCUAACGUAUGAAGGGCUAAUCGAUGAGCUGGUGGGGAUCAAACAUAACCAGGCGGAUGUUGAUACGUCAAUCACAGGGGCAAACCCAACUCCCCAGGCCCAAGAAUCUUCUAAAGCCUCGCAGCAGUCCAAGCAGGGCCAAAAACGGAAAAUCCAGUUGGAUGCUUCUGACCAGCUGUUCGAUCAACUGCGCGACGCGAAUUUCGCCAUAGUUGGUGACAUUCUGAAUAAGGUUGCCCGUCGCCUGGAAACGGACUAUGAGACCCGUCAUACAGCGAAGACGACGACCGAGCUCCGUGAGUUUGUGAACAGAUUACCGACAUAUCAGCUCGAGCAUCAGAGUCUCAGAGCCCACACCAAUCUUGCCGAAGAAAUUAUGAGGAAUACCCGCUCAGACACUUUUCGUAAGAUCCUGGAAGUUCAGCAGAACGAUGCCGCAGGCGCCGACCCAACCUAUCAACACCCUAUAAUUGAGGAACUUAUUGCGCGGGAUGUUCCACUGAAGACUGUGCUUCGUUUACUCUGUCUCGAAUCUUGCAUGUCGGGUGGCUUGCGACCUAAGGACCUCGAAAACUUCAAGCGACAAGUCGUGCAAGCGUACGGGCACCAACACCUCCUAACAUUCAGUGCUCUGGAGAAGAUGGAGCUCUUACAACCUCGUUCGUCCGCCGCUGCAGUGCUGAUACCUGGCAGCGGAGCUCAAACGGGCUCCAAGACGAACUAUUCCUACCUCAGGAAGAACCUCCGUUUGGUUGUUGAAGAAGUCAGUGAAAAGGAUCCGGAAGAUGUUGCCUACGUCUACAGCGGUUUUGCCCCACUCAGCGUCCGUCUUGUCCAAUGCAUCUUGCAAAAAUCAUAUCUCAUGUCUCUCAUAAAGGGAGGACCAACUACACAUGCAAACACAGCAUCUCCUGGUUGGCUUGGGUUCGAGGAUGUGGUCAAGAGUGCGCGUGGUUCGACUUUUAGUGUCGUCCAGAAAGGAGACGAUAAAGCAGUUCGUGCGCGGCAGACGCUGAGUGGUAGCAACGCAACAAAAACCGUCCUUGUGUUCUUCCUGGGAGGGAUCACAUUUACUGAGAUUGCAGCAUUACGGUUCAUUGCGGCUCAAGAGGCUCCUCAACGGAAGGUUGUGAUAUGUACGACGGGUGUAAUUAGCGGUGACCGCAUGAUGGACGCGGCGAUCGAGAAGGGAGAUUUUACUUUGGCCUAG